AGCGGUCAGCGGCCGGCAUGGGCCCCCGCGCGGAGCGGGCGCCGCUGCACCUGCGGCCGGCCGGCGCCGUGGCGCUGGCCGUGGCGGCGCGCGUGGCGCUGGUGCUCUACGGCGAGCUGCAGGACCGCGCGCUGCGCGUGCGCUACACCGACGUGGACUACGCCGUGCUGUCGGACGCCGCGCGCCUGCUGGCCGCCGGCCGCUCGCCCUACGCGCGCGCCACCUUCCGCUACUCGCCGCUGCUCGGCUGGCUGCUGGUGCCCGGGCAGCGGCUGGGCGCGCUCUUCGGCAAGCUGCUCUUCGCCGCCGCCGACGUGCUGGCCGCGCUGCUGCUGCUGCGCCUGCUGCGCCGCCGCGGCCUGGGCGCGCGCGCCGCCUGCGCGCACGCCGGCCUGUGGCUCUUCAACCCGCUGCCGCUGGCCGUGUCCAGCCGCGGCAACGCCGACGCGCUCGUGGCCUGCCUGGUGCUGGCGGCGCUCGACCUGCUGGCGCGGGGCCGCGCGGCGGGCGCCGGCGCCGCCUACGGGCUGGCCGUGCACCUGAAGCUCUACCCGGUGACGCACCUGCUGCCGCUGGCGCUGCACCUGCGGCCGCCGCGCGCGCCCGGCCCGCGCCGCCUCCGCGCCGACCUGCGGCGCCUGGCGGGCCCCGCCGUGCUGCGCUUCCUGGGCGCGGCGGCGCUGGCCUUCCUGGGCCUGGGCGCGGCCUGCCACGCGCGCUACGGCUGGGACUUCGUGGAGCACGCCUACCUGUACCACGUCACGCGCCGCGACACGCGCCACAACUUCUCGCCCUACUUCUACCUGCUCUACCUGACGGCCGAGAGCCCCUGGGCGCGCGCGCUCGGCCUGGCCGCCUUCCUGCCGCAGCUGGCGCUGCUGCUGGCCGCCUCGGCCGCCUUCCACGGCGACCCGGCCUUCUGCUGCUUCCUGCACACGGCCGUGCUCGUGAGCUUCAACAAGGUGUGCACGUCGCAGUACUUCGUCUGGUACCUGAGCCUGCUGCCGCUCGUGGCGCCGGGGCUGCGCCUGGGCCGCGCGCGCGCCGCCGCGCUGCUGCUGCUCUGGUUCGCGGCGCAGGCGCUCUGGCUGGCGCCCGCCUACCUGCUGGAGUUCCGGGGCCGCAACACCUUCCUGCUCCUCUGGCUGGCCGGCCUCUUCUUCCUGCUGGUCAACUGCGCCAUCCUGGCGCAGGUCAUCGCGCACUACCGGCCGUGGCCGCGGCCCCCGCCCCCGGCGCGGCGGCGGCGGGUCAGGGUCAAGGCCGACUGA
Messenger RNA from Sorex fumeus (smoky shrew), 1271 nucleotides. It is a transcript of the gene PIGM, whose product is annotated as phosphatidylinositol glycan anchor biosynthesis class M. The record is from RefSeq and is a predicted model, not a curated record. Gene Ontology annotation, molecular function: GPI mannosyltransferase activity; alpha-1,4-mannosyltransferase activity. NCBI's taxonomy places the organism in Eukaryota, Metazoa, Chordata, Mammalia, Eulipotyphla, Soricidae. The coding region runs from base 18 to 1271 and encodes 417 amino acids. Gene Ontology annotation, cellular component: membrane; glycosylphosphatidylinositol-mannosyltransferase I complex. Gene Ontology annotation, biological process: GPI anchor biosynthetic process. The transcript has a single exon.